AAAUGGAUCUUCUUCAGAGAAAUAUGAAGUUUCGCGAGUGCUCUUUAGUAUUCUUGGUGGUUGUUUUUGCAUUUAUCAGUGCCGAACCUUAUCGUUUUGAUGACUUCAAAGUGUUUAGAGUUAAAAUCGAAGCCAAAGAGCAACUUGAAAUAUUGAAAAGUUUAAAAACCGGACCUAAUAGUUAUGAAUACUUUGACGAACCUCAACAAAUUGGGCAGGAAGUGGACGUUCUCAUUCCACCAUUUCUUCAAUCCGAUUUUGAUGCAAUGAUCAAAAAAACAAAUAUCAAAAAGAAGCUGAUGAUUCAGAAUAUGCAAGACCUCAUUGACAAGGAGAGACCGGACAAGCCUUAUUCCCAACAAGAGGAUGAAGAAUUCGGAUGGACUGAUUACUACGAUACCCAAACCAUCCACGAAUGGUUAUAUUCCAUGGAGGAACUUUACGACGAAGUCACUAUCAUUAAGGCUGGAACUACUUACGAGGGACGAGACAUUCUUGGUGUUAACAUCAACCGAAGACCAGGACAAAAUCCUGGAAUCUUCAUUGAGUCACAAAUCCACGCAAGAGAAUGGAUCACGUCAGCGUCAGCAACAUGGAUUAUCAACCAACUACUCACAGCAACUGAUGCACAGCCGGAAAUUAAGAAUUUGGCUGACAACAUUAAUUGGUACAUCUUUCCACUGAUCAAUGCUGAUGGAUACGAAUAUUCCAGAAAUUACUAUCGAUUGUGGAGAAAGACCAGAUCAAAACAAGGAUUCAUCUGCCAAGGAGUAGAUCCUAACAGAAACUGGGAUGUUUACUGGGAGAAAGGUGGAAUAGGUUCAUCAGCCAAUAUGUGCGAUAUAAAUUUCGCUGGACCUGAAGCAUUUUCGGAAAUUGAAACCAAAUCUCUAUCUGAAUAUAUUUUGAGCAUUAGAGAUAAUAUACAUUUCUAUAUUGGCUUUCACUGUGCUAGAAACAUGCUGCUACUUCCUUGGGGUCAUACUCCCAAUCCAACACCUCUUCAUCCUCAGUUUAUGGAAAUUGCCGAGGCUACUGUAAAAGCCUUACAUGCUCGUCAUGGAACAAACUAUACUUACGGCCCUAUAUAUACAACGAUCUACCCUGCAACAGGAAGUUCAGAAGACUGGGUAUACCACACUCUGGGUAUUCCUAGUUUUACUUACGAAUUUCGAGAAGUUAAUACAGAAACAGGAGAAUUUUAUGGAUAUACAGCGCCCCCAGACCAAAUCGUUCCGAAUUCAGAAGAGGUUCUAGAUUCGCUGAUAGCAUUGGUUGCGAAGGCAAGAGAAUUAGGUUUCAUGUCUCUUAAUGUUAGGAAACUAUAAAUUUUACAUUUUCUUUCCGGAGAACUUUAAAAAAGCAAAAAAAAUAAAAUAACAGUCUUUAUAAAUAAAAUAGUAAUAUUUUAUAGGA
Phlebotomus papatasi is the source of this 1416-nucleotide messenger RNA. RefSeq names its product zinc carboxypeptidase-like. The record is from RefSeq and is a predicted model, not a curated record. The transcript has 3 exons. Gene Ontology annotation, molecular function: metallocarboxypeptidase activity; zinc ion binding. NCBI's taxonomy places the organism in Eukaryota, Metazoa, Arthropoda, Insecta, Diptera, Psychodidae. The coding region runs from base 3 to 1328 and encodes 441 amino acids. Gene Ontology annotation, biological process: proteolysis.